AUGGAGAAAGUGGAAGGAAGAAACCAGACACUCAUCACAGAAUUCAUCCUCUUAGGAUUUGGGGAAGGCCCAGAACUCCAGCCCCUUCUCUUCUUGGUGUUCCUCGUCAUCUACUUUGUGACUUUGACAGGGAACAUCCUCAUUAUGGCGCUAGUGGUGGCUGAUCGGCACCUCCACACCCCCAUGUACUUCUUCUUGGGAAACUUGGCCUUCUUGGAGACUUCCUACACCUGCACUAUUCUGCCCAGGCUGCUGGCCAGCCUCCUGACUGGGGACAGAGCCAUCUCCGUUAAGGGCUGCCUGGUUCAAUUAUAUUUCUUUAGUAUCCUGUCAACUAUUGAAAAUAUGAUCCUCACGGCCAUGUCAUACGAUCGGUAUCUAGCCAUCUGCCACCCCCUCCGCUACGCUGCUCUGAUGAACGGCAGGGUGUGUAUCCAACUUGUGUCAGCAUCCUGGAUAGGUAGCCUUCUGGGCUGUGCCCUAGUACAAAUUUUCUUGUUCCAAUUAACAUUCUGUGAUUCAAAAGAAAUUGACCAUUUCUUCUGUGAUUUCGCACCCAUGCUACCGCUCUCUUGUAGCAGCACCCAGAUUUUGCAACUAGUGGCAUUUAUUGAUGCUGCCAUCGUGACACUUAUACCUUGUGUAAUGACUCUGGCUUCCUACGUUUGUAUCAUCGCCACCAUCCUGAGAAUCCCUUCCAGUAUCGGGAGGAAAAAGGCCUUUUCGACCUGCUCCUCCCACCUCUUGGUGGUGACACUUUACUAUGGAAUUGUGUUUGCUGUCUAUGUGGUUCCAAUAGUCAACACUCCCAAUGAAUCACAAAAGGUAUUUUCUGUCUUCUGCACGGUCCUGACUCCCAUGAUUAACCCCAUCAUCUACUGCCUGAGAAACAAGGAGGUCAACGAGUCACUGAAAAAAGCUAUUCGUACACUGCUUGCUGUCAGACACAGGAAUAGAAUCUGA
Pelodiscus sinensis (Chinese soft-shelled turtle) is the source of this 963-nucleotide messenger RNA. The record is from RefSeq and is a predicted model, not a curated record. NCBI's taxonomy places the organism in Eukaryota, Metazoa, Chordata, Testudines, Trionychidae.